UCAAAGCUUAGUCAGUUAAGGAACAUUAAGACAUGGAAAGGAUUUGUUGACUCCAUCAAAAAUAUCACAAAAGAAUUGAAACAAGUGUCUGAACUAGCAGUAGCCAGACAAGGAGAGAUGAAAGGCAAUGCUGCACAGCAGCUUCUUGUUGCUGCACAUACUGAACUCAAGCAAUGCAAUAAAAUACUAAUAACAUCAACUAAAAUAUUUCUUGAGCACCCAGAAGACCCACAUGCUCAAGAGAACAGAGAUUAUGUGAUCCAGAGAAUGCAAGAAGCAGUCAAGACAAUAUCAAUGCUAGCGGAUGGAAUGGACCCUCUUGAAAUACAGCAAAAGCAGACCGAUGAUGAAGAAGAACAAGAAAGUGAAGAUGAAUUUGAGCCCAUACCACCACCACCUCCUCCUCCUCCUACUCUACACUUGUCCUUGCAUGCUCAACCUCCUUUGCCUCCAUCACAAGCUCCUCCUGCUAGUAAACCUCUUGUUCCAAGGGACCCAUCAUCCCCUCCCCCUCCUCCUCAUAUCCCAAGAGAACUUGGAAAGAAAAUACAAACGUUUGAAUCAAUGUUGGAGAUUAGUAUGGGGUCUCCUCCGGUUGAAGCACCUCGGGAUCUUCAAGCUGGCUUUGAUAUAAUAAUGGCUGCAGCUGCAAACCUUGCUGCUUCAGAAUCAACAAGGGAUCAGCAUGGUCUGUUAGCACAAUGUGAUGUUGUGCGUGAAAAACUGCAGGACUUUAUAUCAGUUAUUAAGACAGAGCCAAUUAGUGAGAAGAAAGAUGCUGAAGAUAAAGAUAGCAGUGAUGAUGAAGGAAGCAACGUACCCAAACCACAGAGACUGAAGCAAAGCAUUACUGUAGUUGAAGAAGAAACAGCAACCCUUAGAGCAGAGCUUAGGAGAGCUAUGAUUGAUCAUGUUUCUGAUACUUUUGUUGAUCCAUUAGCACCACUGGUCAGGCUAGUGGAUGAUGCAUCCAAAGGUGACACAGUGGCAGUGGAAGAAUCUUCUGCUCAAUUUGUAGCACACGCUGACAAAUUAGCCCACGUAACUAAUUUGGUAUGCUCACUAAGCAGUGAUAAUGCUGAUACACGUCUAGUUAGAAGAGCUGCUAAACAAAUGAACUCACUUAAGCAACAGGUUGUUUGUGCUGCAAAGACACUGGCAGCUCAUCCAAAGAGUGAAGCAGCUAAGAAGAACCUCACAGCAUUCAAGGAAGCUUGGGUUGAUAAAGUUACUUUACUCACUGACUCACUGGAUGCUGUCAUCCCUCUACAGGAUUUCAUUGCAGUGACAGAGGCUCAUGUUCGUGAAGAUAGUCGACAUUUCAUGGAAAUGGCAGAGAGUCAGAACUUUAUUGGAACUGCUAACAGUGGUAAUGUAAUCCAGGGCCGAUGUCAGAGAAUGGUCCAAGUUCUUUUUGCUGAUAUUGGGAACAAUCCAUCGCGAUACUCACACGAGCAUGUACAUGAAAUAGAGCAGCAUACGAAGAAACUUCAAGAACAAACACUGGUUGAGUUUCAGAAAAAAGUUGCCGAGCUGCCAAAGAAGCAUGGAACUAAGUAUUACAAUUCUGAAGUUCAAAAACUUGAAGACCAUCUUCAACUCAUCAAUGACAGUGUAAGAGACAUCAGGAAGAGUGUGCUGAAAACAAGAACAAAGGCAGAAUUAGAAGCAGAGCCUGAUGCUGAUGAUAUAAUGUCUCCUGCCCCAAUGACCGCAUCUUCAUCAGACAUUGACAUAUUCUCAAAUCAAGGAAUGAGACCACCCAGCCCUAUUCUGAGAAGAGGAGAUCAAAUGAAUUCGCCACCUUCCCCCUCAUGGCCACUUGAUAUAGUGGUCGAAGAGGUUGAGAUGUCACCGGAUGAAUAUAAGAGAUAUUUAUCAGCAACCAGUACACAGAUGAGCAGCACUGGGCAACUCCUUGAAGAUAUCAUGGAGGAGAACGAGGAUGAUGGUAACAACUCUUCUGCAACUACCUCUUGCUCUUCGUUCAUGAAACCUGAGGAUGAUGAAGGCCCCAAGAAAUCUGGAGAGGUUUCAGAAACAGCAGAAGCAGGAGGGGACACUGAUGGCCUCACAAAGAUAUCAGACGAUACUUACAUGACUAAUACUAUAAGAAGAAGGAUAAUCAAGCGUACACCUAGUGUGGUUGUUCUUAACGAGAGCGAAACUGCUCAGGCAAAAAUGGCUCAAUUGCCAGCCCAUGAAAGAGCAAGGAUUGCAGAAGCUCAGCAGAAGCUUGAUGUAGUAAAGAAUAAGCUUGAAUCAGAAGUGAAUAAGUGGGACGACAGUAGUAAUGAUAUUGUACUAUUAGCUAAAGAAAUGUGCUGGAUGAUGAUGGAUAUGAGCGAUUUUACAAGAGGAGAAGGUCCACUUAAGACAACAAUUGAUAUUACUAACACAGCCAAGGACAUUGCAAGGGCUGGUCAAGCUUUAGAAAAACUGGUCAGAGAAGUAGCAGAUAAAUGUCCUGAUGAAAGCUGUCGUAAAGAUCUUUUAGCUUACAUGGAGAGGAUGCAACUGUGCUGCCAUCAGCUCAAAAUAACAAGCUCUGUGUCUGCUGAUCUUGGUGCAUCAGUAAAAGAAGCUGUUGAAACUGCUAAUAGCAUGAUCAUAGCUGCCAAGAGUUUGAUGACCACUGUUGUCCAAGUUGUAAAGAGCUGCUAUGUAGCUUCUGUGGCUAUUGAAAGGAAGGAUGGAUCGAAAUCAGUUCAUUUUAUGCAGUGGCAGUUAAUAAGGCCGCCUAAGAAAAAGCUAAUGUACAGCCGUGAAUCACUUAACUCUCAGGGAUAUUACAGGGAGACUCCUCGACACUCAAUAUCACCAAUAAAGGAGCUUGGAGAUUUUAAAGGGAGAGAGAGAGCAGGAGCUAGAAUGGGAGAAAAUGAUUUUUUAUAACACAAAUGAAGCCUAAUUUGCUACAAUUUAUAAAUAAUUAUGUCAGCAAUUUAUAAUGUGUCACAAUUUUUUAUUACAACAAGCAAAAAUAGCCACACCAAA
Messenger RNA from Amphimedon queenslandica, 2997 nucleotides. Its product is annotated as catenin alpha-2-like. Gene Ontology annotation, cellular component: catenin complex; adherens junction. Gene Ontology annotation, molecular function: actin filament binding; beta-catenin binding; cadherin binding. Gene Ontology annotation, biological process: cell-cell adhesion; cell migration. Lineage: Eukaryota; Metazoa; Porifera; Demospongiae; Haplosclerida; Niphatidae. The coding region runs from base 118 to 2895 and encodes 925 amino acids. The record is from RefSeq and is a predicted model, not a curated record. The transcript has 20 exons.